ACAGUAGUGAAGUGACAUUGACAAUCUAGACAAUCUGACAUGUAUCAAUUUAGACAACUAUAAAUAUUGAUAUCGCCAUAUUCCUUAUCAAUAAACUCAAUACAACUUAAUUCGGCCUUAUAUUCAAAUUUACAAUUUGCACUUGUGACUAUUUAUAUUUUUAUAAUUCAUAUUAUCGCAUAUUUCAUAUAUUCAUACAAUCAUAAAAAGCGCAAGGUUCAGGAUGAUCAACACUGAUGCACAGAGAUUAUUCAAAAGUGAAAUUCAAAGAUUUUUCUAUAUAUAAUAUAUAUCAGUUAACCAUUUAAACUGUGAUGAUAAUGACGCCUUUGAAUGAAAUAGAUUCUCACUUUGUGAAAUGUGUAGGCUAUCUGCAUGGAAGCUCCACACUUCGAAGGGGAGAUCCUGUUCCACUGCAAUAUGUUUUGGAAGAGGCCAUAAAAAACAAGUAUGGAAUUGUCAAAGACUAUACAGACUUAGUACAAUCUUGUUUGAAGCCAAGAGAAGAAAAGUAUACAACUAUAACUCAUUAUGAAGAAAGCAAGGGUUCCAAUUCUGAUAAUGAAUUAGAACUUGAUCUGCUUAAGGAAGAUCUGAUGUGUGUUAUUUGCAAUGGAAUGGAUGUUGGUGCAAGAAAUAGGCUCAUAGAAUGUACAGACUGUCAUUCUCUGUACCACCAAGAAUGCCAUAAACCUAUGGUUACAGAAGAUGUCUUUGAGAAUUGGGCUUGUUUCAACUGUAAAGAGGCUAGCAAAAAAUUGAGAAUAGCAAGUAGUGGAUCUUCAUCCAUGGUGAGCAGUUCUAGUAGUAAAUCAAGUUCUCAUCGCCAUUCAAGCAGUUCUUCAGGAAGUUCUUACAAAUCCUCAAGUUAUUCUAGGGUUGCUGAGAUAUAAAAUUUGGUAUUGUCCAAAAAUUAUUAUGGAAGUGUAUAAAGGUCUAGAACUCACAGAAUCCAUACCUGCCACAUCACAACACAACUCUUCUGGAAGAACCACUGAUCUAGCAAAUUAUUUUAUGGUGACAUCAAUUUGGGUUCUACAUCCACUUCCUUAUUUUCUCUGCACUGAUGUUUCUUUUCUACCAAACACUCUUGCUAAUACUGGAAUAAAUAGGACAUUACUGAGGGUGGAAACAUGUACAUAUUUAUUAAUUCAUAUUUUGAAUAUUUGCAAAUUUUGUUUUUGUAUUCAAUGACAUAAAAGUAGAUAUAGUAGCUCUAUUACAAAAUUAUUAUUUGUAUA
Molecule: messenger RNA, 1241 nt
Organism: Phaedon cochleariae (mustard beetle)
Lineage: Eukaryota; Metazoa; Arthropoda; Insecta; Coleoptera; Chrysomelidae
Source: the annotation of a GenBank genome assembly